GCACCGCAGCGCACCGGGCCGGGCGGGCACCGGGGCUGGAGCGGCCGCCCCCGCCGCCCCCCCCAGAAAUGGAAACAAACAACCAUUUUAACUUCACUGGCCUUUCCUCCGCACCCGCUGCCUCAGGACCGAAACCCACGCCUGCCUCAGGGGACACCCCCUUCACCCACAGCUCCCCCCUCGGCUUCCCCCAGCAAGGGAAAAGUCUGAACGGGGGCAUGAAUGUCAAUGGCUUCUCUACUGUAUCGCACCCCGGUACUUCAGGGACAUUCCCGCCCGGCUCGGCGCCCGCCGGCUCCCAACCCCUGCGCGCCUACGACUGCCUCUGGGACUACGCGGCCUACGCGCCCGCCAGCAGCCUCAAGGACGGGGGCCCGCCCGCCCUCGGGCAGUUCCCCCUCAACGGGGUGGCCGAGGGGUCCCGGCCGCCCUCCCCGGGCCACGGCACCAACCUGCGGGUGGCCGGGCAGGAGUUCUGGGGCAACGGCACCGCCGGGCCCAUGGGGCUCAACUUCGACUCGCAGGAGCUUUACGACUCCUUCCACGACCAGAGCUUCGAGCUGAUGCAGAACGGGCCCGACGGCUUCUACGCGGCGGGUCAGGCCUCGCCCAUGCUGGGCUCGGACACGCAGCCCUUCCCGCUGCCCCCGGGGGAGCCGAGCCCCGGCCAGGGAGACGCCGGCGGCGCCGCCAAAGAGAUGCCCGUGGCGGAGAACGGGGCUGGGCUGGUGGGCAGCCGGGAGCUGGAGGAGGCACAGCCAGACCUGAAGAUCUGCAGCUACAACGGGGCCGCCGCCGGCACGGGGCCACUGGGGCAGGAGGGGCCCGUCCUGGCCCCCAGCGCGGGCAGCGGGUGCCUGGGGGACGCGUCACCCAUUGCCCCGCGGCUGGAGGAUCCCCACAUCCUCAGCGAGGACCCCCUGGAGCCCUUCGAGUCCCUGGCCAGAG
Neopelma chrysocephalum (saffron-crested tyrant-manakin) is the source of this 948-nucleotide messenger RNA. Its product is annotated as bromodomain adjacent to zinc finger domain protein 2A-like. Lineage: Eukaryota; Metazoa; Chordata; Aves; Passeriformes; Pipridae. The record is from RefSeq and is a predicted model, not a curated record. The annotation marks the transcript as partial. The transcript has 4 exons.